AUAAGUUUGCUGAGAUGGGAGUACAAGAACUUGAUUGGACUGCACAGAGCCCUGACCUCAACCCACUAGAACCCCUGUAGGAUGAAUUGCAAACACAGUUAUCAGCCAGGUCUGGCCCCCAAUAUCACCAAUACACUUGUGGUUAUGUGGAAGUAAAUCCCACCAACAAUGUUCUGGUAGAAAAGUUCUUGUUGAGAGCAGAGGCUGUUAAAGCUUUUAGCACUUAUGCAAUAAUGUGUAAUUUACAACACUGUGUAUUUUCCUUUAUUGUGUGGAUCCAACACCCCCAACAGCACCACAGUGAUUCUCUGACCCAUUGUCACAAACCCCACAUAAUCUGGAUUAAGUGGACAGGUGCUUGUGUGAGAGUGGUUUGUAAAAGAGACCUUCUCACUGGUACCAUCACUUGUUACCCCCUGCCCUUCUCCCUCCAGCACAAGCCGCCUGCCCCAUCUAAUGCUUAAAUCCGAGCGACAUAGAGACUUUUGCUGUCUGAUAUUUCAUAACAGAAUCUUGUUUCUAUAGUUACCCCUCACAGAAAACGGAAUUCUGCCGUGCAUCCUUGGAGCUGACCAGAAAAGGAGGGGGAUGGCAGACACAGGAACAGAGAAACUGCUGUGGGAAGGCACAUGCCUCAGGCUAAGAUUCAUGGAUGAAAUGUUACGUACGGCAAGUGUGUCAGGCAGCUGAAUUACUAACAGCGAAGGGAGAAAAGAACAAUGACAAAUAAAGAAAAGGCACAGUCCCAGCCAAACCAUAUUGAGAAUAUGAUCUUCUUCUCAGCACUGUUUGAGGACAAAGUGGAGAAUGUUUCUGGCUAUACACAGAUCAAUAUAAGCCGAAGACUCCGCCUCUCCAGACCAAGAUGGCAGCCCAUUGAAUUAGGAAAUAACCUACCAGAGAUGGCUCUUACCAGGACUACAGUAACAAUCUCCUGCAUUAUAGAAGUUGCAGUGAAGUAUUUGAACUUUAAAUUCAUCAAGCUCUACAAACCCGAAGUCAGUCGGCGCCGUAAUAUAUGCAUGUUAUGCUGUGGACUCCUAUCCUGUGUCGGCUUUGCCUUAGCUGCUUUCGUUAGGGGGGAGGAAUCGAGAGCUGGCCAUCGAUUAGGAGGAGGUCUGGGAUUUGGCAUGGGAAGUGUGUACAACCUAUUGCAAUGUAUCGUGUACAUCAAGACGUCGGCCCAACAGAAAAAACUAUGGAUGGUUUAUUACCGGAUGUUUUUUUCAGUGUUAACUGCUAUUCAAUUUAUAAUCUUUCCGACAAUAUUUCUUACUUGUGCGGUAUUGCAGAGCUGCAAUGAACUCUAUAUGACAAAUGCAAUUUGCACACUGGAGUGGAUAGGAAUGUUUGGGCUUCUCUGCUAUAUGCCUACAUAUGCCAUGGAACUUAAGAAUCUGACUCUAAAACGCCCAAAAAACAUGAAAGACGACUGGAUAUGCAAGCUGGAAGUAUCUACAUCUGAUGAAGAGGCCCCUGAAGAACCAACACCUGAAAUCUGUGUGCACAAAAUAACGUUGUUACCCUCCAAUCAGAUCAUUGGGCUCAGCGAUCCCAAUAAUAUACAGGGAACUUAUCAACUAACAGUAUUAAAAUAGCAACAAGAAGAAUAGUUAUGCGCAUAGAACACAGGAAAGAACAAACUGCUCAGGAUUUGCUCAUCCCAGAAUAAUAUUUAUAUAUAACGAUUUACCUCAGUAGUCUGUGAUCAUGAAAAUAUUCUUUUAAAAAAAUUUGCAAAUAAAUUUUUUUUUAAAAACGUU
Xenopus laevis (African clawed frog) is the source of this 1763-nucleotide messenger RNA. Its product is annotated as DNA damage-regulated autophagy modulator protein 2. NCBI's taxonomy places the organism in Eukaryota, Metazoa, Chordata, Amphibia, Anura, Pipidae. The record is from RefSeq and is a predicted model, not a curated record. Bases 720 to 1598 code for a protein of 292 amino acids. The transcript is spliced from 9 exons.